Messenger RNA from Anopheles darlingi, 2259 nucleotides. RefSeq lists its product as uncharacterized. The record is from RefSeq and is a predicted model, not a curated record. The coding region runs from base 319 to 2259 and encodes 646 amino acids. Gene Ontology annotation, molecular function: cell adhesion molecule binding. Lineage: Eukaryota; Metazoa; Arthropoda; Insecta; Diptera; Culicidae. Gene Ontology annotation, cellular component: extracellular matrix. Gene Ontology annotation, biological process: extracellular matrix organization; cell adhesion. The transcript is spliced from 6 exons.
ACCAUUCUCAACUGUAACCGCUUUUCAGUUUAGUAUAGAUCGUGAUCGCGAAAAGGUGUUGCUAUUAAUAUAAGAAGUGAACCUAACAUUACUCCUAACCUAACAACUCUAUCAGUUUAAAAUACCAUCUAUUGGUAGGCAAGUCAGUGAAUUGUGAAAACGAUGUAAUGAAUUCUAUAAGCAAUCUAAUAAUUAUGUGAAAAGUGAUAACAAAAAACAGAAGCUGCUCGUUGAAUAGAAAGUGUUUACCAAGUGAAAUAAAUCAGCAUAAGUAGUCGUAUUCUUCGAUAAUCAGCUGGAAAUUUAAGACUCAACACAAUGUUGAACGGUGUUAGGCGAAAAGUUUGUACCAGAUGGCGCCUAACGACGGUUCUAGCGUAUAUUCUUUGUAUCACGCUACGGAAUAGCGUUUGGGCUAGUGAAGAUGAACCGGCAGCCAUCAGCUACAUCAAUCGUGAUUCGGUAAAUAAAAAAAUUCUUCCCGAUGUAACCACUAUUGCGCUGGAGGAAAAUGUACCAGAACAGUACCGGCCUGCAACAAACCGAUUUUCACGACUUUGGAAGGAACACAUCAAUGAUAUCAUUGGAUACGACACAGUGGCAGAUACUGCUUUUACGUUGAUUAUACCCGAUAAGAUCCACGAUGACGCCUUCGAAAAAAAUGAAACGAAAAUUCGAGAGUUUUUAUUCGAUCAUAUUGUACCGGGUGCCCUGAUGGAGGUGAAAGAUCAAAACACCUACAUCAAUCUUAACCAACGCCCAGUGCAUGUGAAUCUAUCCUGCAUCGAUAUGCUAAUGGCCUAUGAAAUUAAUCAAAGUGCGAAGGUGUUAACGAAACGCCACAUUACGGAGCAUCUCAACUUGGUAUUUAUAGUUGGAAACUUGACAAAUUGGCAUGCACAAAAUGUUUCUACCAAUAAACUAAACAAACGUAAUAUCCAGGAAAACAAUCGCUAUAAUGAACCUCAACGACUAGAAAUGAAAAAUAUUACAAAAGAACUGGCUAGUAAUAGAGAAAAUCGUAUUGGACAACAUGUAACGAAUUUUUUGGCCGGUAUGAAAUCCGGUACCAAAGUGUUCCAGCACUUUUUCUCCAGCUCAAAUCUCAGUCAGCUAAUCGACGAUAGCUCAUACAUGGUGCUGAUACCAUCAGACACAGCGUUUCAACGGUGGCAUCCGAUCGAUUGGGGAUUCUAUCCUUUCUCAGUGCAAGAAUUCACUGAAUCAGUACUACGAAAUCAUUUCAUACGUAUCAGACAACCACUACGGAUGGCUGAUCUGCGAGCUGCGCAUGCUGUACAUCGUUUAAAAACGCUUGGCGGAGAGUACGUUGUACUUAAAAGUAAACCAUCUCCCAACGCAAACAAUGUAACCAUUCUAUCCGCUUAUACGCUUUCGAAUGGGAUCGAAGUAUUCAUAUUAUCUGAAGUUCUGUUUGUAUCGGAGUCCAUCGUAUCACGGUUGCAUCAGAUGCACAAGGACAAAGAGACACCUCCCUUACUGGCGUUCCCUUGGUUCGGUGCACAAUUUCUAUCUCAUUCCUUCCUCGCCUUAGAGCGUGACACACGAUUCACGCAAAUCACGCGCUUUCUUAAUACAGCCGAAAUAGCGCAAUUCAUUUCCGGAUCAAACUAUACAUUCUUUGUGCCUACUGACGAGGCUUUUGAGCGUUACAGUUUUGAUCUGUUGCCAGAUGCAGUCCUCGCCUCAGAGAAAGGCAUCAAUAUGCUUCUGAACCAUUUCAUUCGUGGCCGGCUGUACGACCGCGACCUCAAGCAAGGAGAAGUGUUUGACACGGUAGGCGGAAUGCCGGUAAAAGUACAACGCUCGUUUGAAAAUAAUAUCACUGUGAACAACGCUCAUAUCGUUGAAUCUGAAGUAUUUGUCUACAACCUUGGAACCAUGUUUUACGUUGAUGAUAUACUAUACCCAGAAUUGCUGAAAGAUGAAGUAAAGGCCAUUACUGAGUUGAAAACAGUCGAGCGUGAUAUUCCGGCCACUGUCCCAGGAACCAGCAGUGGCGAUAUUUACACAACAGAGCAAAGCGCACUAUUUACCGAUCGGUUCACUUCCACGACUCACCGGUCGUCAUUGUAUGGUUUACUUACUACGAAUGCAGAUGUAGAGUUUAUUCCUUUGGACGCGACCGAGUCGAGCAUAAAUAGCAAUCGAGAGGACAGUGUCCUCUUACAAGAUGAUGAAGUUAUUACACCAAAAGCUCUUCCUCUCCGAUAUUUUUAUGAAUCACAGAAAAAAUAA